CGUUCGCUUCUGCCAAGCCAUGCCACGAUGAAUUGAACUCGCUGAAGCUAACUGAGACUGGCAGGACUGUCUUCGCCCGGGGAGCUUCGAGUUUUCAGUUAGGGAAAGUCGCUUUCUUUCCUCAUAUAUAUCGAAGCACAGCGAAGACUGAUUCCCUCUGUUAUCCUGCUGGAAAUACAUCUACUUAAGCUACCAUCAUUACUUCUAAAAGUAAAGAAUUGCUGGAUUUGGCUUCUCGGGUCUUCCGAAGGAAGCGCCUGGUCGCGGCACUGGUGAGCGUGAUCAUGGUGCUGUUCCUCCUUGUUGCUAUCCCACUCGUGGUCCACGGUACGAAAGCCGCCGCCCACUACGAGAUGCUGGGAACUUGCAGGAUGAUCUGCGAUCCUUACAGCCCCCAACACGGGAACUCGGCCGUGGAGGCCAUGCAGGAUUUUAGUGCCAUCCCUCCACCUCCCUUCAUCCAAGGGCCAAAGGGAGAACCCGGACGGACAGGGAAACCCGGGCCAAGAGGUCCUCCAGGUGAGGCCGGUCUGCCGGGUCCAAGGGGACCGCCGGGAGAGAAGGGUGAUCUGGUCAAGUCUGGCUUUCCGGCGCUGACUGCUUCAGGGGGGCAGGUAACUGGAGCGCUGAGUGCCACCGCUCUCACUAGUCCCAAGAUCGCAUUUUAUGUCGGCUUGAAAAGUCCGCACGAAGGCUACGAAGUCCUUAAGUUUGACGACGUGGUCACAAAUUUGGGAAACUACUACGAUUCGACCACUGGAAAGUUUACGUGUGCGGUGCCCGGGAUUUACUUCUUCACGUACCACGUCCUGAUGAGAGGAGGGGACGGGACAAGCAUGUGGGCAGACCUCUGCAAAAACGGCCAGGUCCGUGCCAGUGCGAUUGCCCAAGACGCAGACCAGAACUAUGAUUACGCCAGUAAUAGUGUGGUUCUUCACCUGGACUCUGGAGAUGAGAUUUAUAUCAAACUAGACGGCGGGAAAGCACACGGCGGCAACAAUAACAAAUACAGCACUUUCUCGGGUUUCAUUUUAUAUCCAGAUUAAGUAAUAUAGUCGAGGCAUUCCGAAAUCUAAAUUAGAUGUUAGUUAAAGACGUUUACAUGUCAAUGUUCGUGGUCAAUGGUUGCUUAAUUUUCGUUUCAGACUUUUUGUACCGAAUGCGUGCGUGUGGAUGUUUGAACUAUGAGUAUUCGUAAAUUAAGUUUACUUGGCACAUGCGUUCUGGUUUCCAACAAUGCUUUAAAUCAGGCACGUAUCAACAGUUCUUGGGAAGAUGGAGCAUAAAACAAAAUUGGACUGUUUCCAUCCCGGGUACUGAAUAAUGUGAAAUGACAUAUCAUAUGUAUAUGCCUUUGUACAUUCAAUACCUUUUUGAUCGUAACAUCUCAAGUCUUUGAUGUAUUGUACCAUCAUUAAAUGCCAUUUCCCACAGGAUUUUGCUCUGGUCAUUUGCAUGCAAUAAAGGUCGUGAUCAAUGAUGGUCAAGUUGGAGUGGCUUGAUGGCCUAUCCUUGCUCCGAAUUCUCACGUUCUUAUAAUACUGUUACACUUCUGCAGUUUAGCUUUCACCAUUUAUCCACGCAUUUUCUGUCAUUUAUAAAAGUAUGGAACUUAAAUAUUUGUAUCUCUUCUGUUUCAAGGGCUGCCAAAACAUUUCUACACAUAUAUUAAUCACACAUUUCAACAUUGCCUUUCCUUUCUGUGUCAUUUGAAAAGACCUUCUAAGUGACCUGACUAAGUAUUUCAUCAAUCAAUCUGGAUUUCACCCAAUGACCAAAUAGUGACUAAUGUGCUGAUGUCAAGGAUGAUUAAAAGUCAUGACCAUAUUGAUGUUUUUGGAUGUUUUAAACAACUGUC
Molecule: messenger RNA, 1858 nt
Organism: Amblyraja radiata (thorny skate)
Lineage: Eukaryota; Metazoa; Chordata; Chondrichthyes; Rajiformes; Rajidae
Gene: c1ql2
Product: complement component 1, q subcomponent-like 2
Exons: 2
Coding region: 285-1046 (253 amino acids)
Molecular function (GO): protein binding
Source: RefSeq, a predicted model, not a curated record